CCUCACUUCAUUCGAAGCGGGAGCCUAAACCAUGGCAGAAAUAGCGGGAACCGUCGUUGGAAUAAUAUCUUUGGGUAUCCAACUAUGCAGAGGCAUUACGUGGUAUAUCGACUCUGUGAAGCAUGCAGAUACGCGGAGAUCCGAGAUCUCAAUUCAAGUUGAAGAGCUGGAGAAUAUUCUCGAGAAGUUGGAUGCUGUCGUUGGAAAAGCCCAGGCUAAUGAACACCUACAACAGACAAGUCGGUCAGCUAUCACGACAUGUGCAAAUGCUAUUGAGAGGAUCAAAGCAAGUAUCGGGCCAGUCCAUUUGGAAGAGGGAUCGAAGCUACCUAUACAAGCUCGCAAAUUCAGAAUCCGAUUAUCACACCCAUUCAAGCAGUCAGAGAUAUCGCACUGCAAGGAAAUGUUGCACAACAUUCAACAGAAUCUUCAGUCAGCAUUGUCAGCCGUGCAAAUAGAACAGGCACAACUGAAUCAGAUACAGCUGCUUCGGCAAUCGAACUCCAACAGAAAAGCCCUCCAUGAGAGGUUGGACUUGAUGGCGUAUCAACACAAGAAAAAUGUCCAAGCCCUCGACACAAAGUUGACGAUACAAGAUUCGGGCGUCAAAGAAGGGUUCCUAUUAGUUGAGAGCAGUAUACAGGACCUUAGGAAGUCUGUGUUUCCAGUGGCUGAAGGCAUCCCCAGCAUAUUGGAGACCCUGGUUACAUUAGCUUCUGAUGUCAAUCGGCUUAGCACAAGUAUUGAAGCACGCUCUCCUGCAAUGGUCUCGAUGAGCACUAUUGGGCGUGAUGUUUCAGAGAUAAGAAGCUUGACGAAACAUGUCCGUGCAGCUUCCUCAAAGGGAUCACGAGCUAUUAGCUCAUACCAUUCAUGCGAUUGCAAGCACCACAAAAAAUCAUAUAGCUACUCCUUAUGGCCUUUCGAGCUUUGGAAAUCGCUGACACGGAAGCAUAGGAUCGAUUGCCCACACUCCAUCUACGAAGAUGCAACGACCCAAUUGGGAAUUCAAUUGAAUCUUUGUAGCCUCAUGUUGAAGCGUAAAGUUCAGAUCUCUGUCUUCUUUUCGCAAAGCAUGAGGGGUCCUGGGGUUUCAUCCAACUUGAGAUGCCAUCGGAUUGUCACAUCGGGCUCACCUGCUUUCAAGCUAGUGUUUGACUUCCUAAAUGAGUCCAUAUCAGGUCCAAAUUCCUACAAGGACAUGACCGAUGAACUUUUCAAGUUGUUCCAACUGAGAGAGGCGUCGCCCCAUGAUAGAUUGGAGGAUGGGAUGACUCUACUACAUUACUUUUGUUUCUGGGGGAAGAUUUGCGAUGAUGAAAGAAGCCCAUCCAAUUGGCUAGGUGUGGUCGAUUAUCUACUCAAGGUCCUGGGUGACGGAGCCUUGGAAAAAGAUAUAUCUGGCCGGAACUGUGUGGAGUAUUUACAUCAGAAGCAAAGCAUCCACAAUGACAUCCUUGUGAAGCUACUCGACUAUGGAAUACCUGCGGUUUUAUCUAUGAAAGAAACGAGGAGGGUCCUUUGCAUGUACAAGAAAGUGCCAUUGUACCAGUACAGUGAUACUGUGGAUUAUCCCGAAACAAUAGCCGCCAUUCUGUCUCGAUCCGAAAGUGGCCUACAGGAGCUUAUUGACAAAGACCAAGGUCUAAUUGACGUUGUUGACGAUUUUGAAACGACAAUGUAUGAAUUGGCGACCAAUCUGGGAUGGCGACAAGGCUGUGAAGUCUUAAGGAGAAACAAUGUCAGUAUAUCAAGAAGGUCUUUCCUUCUAUGGAAUGCCACCCUUUUAGAAUUGGCUGUCAUAUCCAAUGAUCUUGAAACACUCCGGUUCUGGCUUGAGAUUCGGGACACUGCAACAAGCGAAGAGCUUCAAUAUAUCGGAGGACUCGAGGGAGCAUGGAAUUUGGCAUUGACUCGGCAAAAUUCCGAGGUUAAUGUCAAGGAACUGCUAUCCGCCCUUGUUUCCCAGCGCACAUUGCUGUGCGAACUUGCGGAAUACCAUCUUCCGGAAGAAGCUUCAACAUUGCCUCAGGAUCGUCUACUUGAUGCUUCGGCUAUCGAGGUAUGGGAAGCUCUCUGCAAAUAUGGAAUCAAUCCGAAGCCUUCACUGCGACCGAGUAAGAGAAGCGUAUAUCAUAUA
This is a messenger RNA of Aaosphaeria arxii CBS 175.79, 2140 nucleotides long. RefSeq lists its product as uncharacterized. The record is from RefSeq and is a predicted model, not a curated record. The transcript is spliced from 5 exons. NCBI's taxonomy places the organism in Eukaryota, Fungi, Ascomycota, Dothideomycetes, Pleosporales. The annotation marks the transcript as partial.